GCCCGGAGGCGGCGGGGAAGGCGGGGCGCCGAGGCCGGGCGGGCCGGGGCGGCGCCGAGCCGGGCCCGAGCGGGGCGCAGGGUGCUGGGCAGCCCGGCUGGGGUCGCGGGGGGAAAGAUGACGAGCGUGGGGCUGCAGUUCCAGGCGAGCGCCGGGGACGCGGACCCCCAGAGCCGGCCCCUGCUGCUGUUGGGCCAGCUGCAACACCUGCACCGCGUGCCCUGGAGCCACGUCCGCGGGAAGCUGCAGCCCCGGGUCACCGAGGAGCUCUGGCAGGCAGCUCUGGCCACGCUCAAUCCCAAUCCCACAGACAGCUGUCCCCUCUACCUGAACUGCGCCACAGUGGCAGCUCUGCCUUCCAGGGUGAGCCGGCAUAACAGCCCUUCUGCGGCCCACUUCAUCACCAGGCUUGUGAGAACCUGCCUGCCUCCUGGGACCCACCGGUGCAUCCUGAUGGUCUGCGAGCAGUCUGAGGUUUUUGCCUCCGCCUGUGCCCUGGCACGGGCCUUCCCACUCUUCACACACCGAUCAGCAGCAUCCCGGCGCGCAGAAAAGAGAACCGUCAUGGUGGAGUUCUUCCUUGUGGGACAAGACAAUGGCCCAGUGGAAGUGUCCACCUUGCAAUGUUUAACCAAUGCCACAGAAGGUGUCCGACUAGCUGCUCGCAUUGUGGACACGCCAUGCAAUGAGAUGAACACGGACAUCUUCCUUGAGGAGAUUAGCCAGGUUGGCAUGGAGCUGGGGAUCACCCCCACCAUCAUCCGAGAUGAACAGCUAAAGACCAAAGGAUUUGGAGGAAUCUACGGGGUUGGCAAAGCUGCCCUCCACCCACCUGCUCUGGCAGUCCUCAGCCACACCCCUGAUGGAGCCACACAGACCAUUGCCUGGGUGGGCAAGGGCAUUGUCUAUGACACCGGUGGUCUCAGCAUCAAAGGGAAGACCACUAUGCCAGGGAUGAAGCGAGACUGUGGGGGUGCUGCAGCCAUCCUGGGAGCCUUCCGAGCCGCCAUCAAGCAGGGUUUCAAAGAUAACCUCCAUGCUGUGUUCUGCUUGGCUGAGAAUGCUGUAGGACCCAACGCCACCAGGCCGGAUGACAUUCACCUUCUGUAUUCAGGAAAGACUGUCGAGAUCAACAACACGGAUGCAGAGGGCAGACUGGUGCUGGCAGAUGGGGUGUCAUAUGCUUGCAAAGACCUGGGGGCUGAUAUCAUCGUGGACAUGGCCACCUUAACAGGGGCACAAGUGAGUACCACACUUUACCUCCCCAGAAGCCAGAACCCUUGUUGGCAGGUGAGCGUGGGCCACGGUCAUUCUGGAGGCAAGGUAGCACCCCCCUCCUGCUGUUGGACCCGAACCCAUGCUCCGCCCACUUGUGCGUGGCUCCUCUCUGCCCUCCUCUCCCUCUCCCUCGCUGUGUUUUGUCUGCCCACUGCUCUGCUCUCGCUGCCCUUGCGUUCCCUGCCGGCUACCCUGGUACUUCCCUGGUACGGUUGCUUCCCUUGUGUCCUUGGCCUAGGGCAUUGCCACAGGGAAGUACCAUGCAGCCGUGCUCACCAACAGCGCCGAGUGGGAGGCGGCCUGCGUGAAGGCCGGCCGGAAGUGUGGGGACCUGGUCCACCCGCUCGUCUACUGCCCAGAGCUACACUUCAGCGAGUUCACCUCGGCUGUGGCGGACAUGAAGAACUCAGUGGCGGACCGAGACAACAGUCCCAGCUCCUGUGCUGGCCUCUUCAUCGCUUCCCACAUCGGAUUUGACUGGCCUGGGGUCUGGGUCCACCUAGACAUCGCUGCUCCAGUGCAUGCCGGUGAGCGAGCCACAGGAUUUGGGGUGGCUCUCCUACUGGCUCUUUUUGGCCGUGCCUCCGAGGACCCGCUGCUGAACCUGGUAUCCCCGCUGGACUGUGAGGUGGAUGCCCAGGAAGGCGACAACAUGGGGCGUGACUCCAAGAGACGAAGGCUCGUGUGACCACACAGUUCCUUACCUCACUUGGCACUGACUGAUCUUAAGCAACUGAAAGAUUAACGAACUCUUAAGAUGGGUUUAGCCUCUCCUUCUGUUGCCAGUGGUGAUGGGAGUGAGCCAUUCUUUUCUUAGAAGCAGCUGAGGGGUUGGUGGGGUCUGAAGAAAAUUGUCACAGAUCCCAUAGGUCUGCGCCUGCAAGCUCUGUCCCUUGCCCUCCACCCUGGUCUUUAGAACCACCUCAGGUCACCCUCUGUGGUGAGUGCACUUCCUGAUCCAGGCCCUCAGUCUAGCUGGGGCUCCCUGGGGUACCCAGCCAGCCCAUGCCUGGGUAGCUGUUAGGGACCCCAUUCUGUGAAGCAGGAAGAGCCUCACAGUUCCCACCUACCCCUAACUCACUUGCAGUUGAAUUAAAUAUGGCCACAACAUA
Molecule: messenger RNA, 2390 nt
Organism: Mastomys coucha (southern multimammate mouse)
Lineage: Eukaryota; Metazoa; Chordata; Mammalia; Rodentia; Muridae
Gene: Npepl1
Product: aminopeptidase like 1
Exons: 11
Coding region: 118-1755 (545 amino acids)
Biological process (GO): proteolysis
Cellular component (GO): cytoplasm
Molecular function (GO): metalloaminopeptidase activity; manganese ion binding
Source: RefSeq, a predicted model, not a curated record